Molecule: messenger RNA, 1671 nt
Organism: Hansenula ciferrii
Lineage: Eukaryota; Fungi; Ascomycota; Saccharomycetes; Phaffomycetales; Wickerhamomycetaceae
Gene: BEM4
Product: Bem4p
Exons: 1
Coding region: 1-1671 (556 amino acids)
Source: RefSeq, a predicted model, not a curated record
AUGGAUUUGGAACAUGUGCUAUUUGGACUUAGUCCAUUUGUUAAUGAUUGUGAAGAGAAGAAGCUGAACGUGGACAACGUAUACAGAGACAGUUAUCUCAAGCUGUUGGACCAAUUGGCAGUAUUACUAAGAAACCCAGAAACUAGAAAUCAUGAAUUAAUACAUUCAAAUUUAAACAAAUUCAUCGGUGCUGGUGAUUAUUUGAUAUUGAAUCUUGAUAACACUGGAUAUGAAGAAUUAUUAAUGGAAUUGAUCAGAGUUUUAGCCAAUGCUAUAGCAGAUAAUGUGGUGAAUAGAGAACUGUUGGCCUCAAAUACUCAAUUUAUCAAGAAUUUAGCAGAUCAUUUAGAAGAACAUCCAGAAGAAGAAUCAUUGAAUGAAAGAAUAUUGAUCUUACUCAAGAAUUUGGUUAUUGAUAGUCCAGAUUCUGCUAAAGAAAUUUCAUUUAUUUCACAACAAGUUAUUGAUUAUAUCUCAAUUACUAAGAAUGAUAUAUUUGCAGCUGUGGAUUUAUUAACAGAUUUAGUAAAAUGUAUGAAUUAUAAAGCAGACCCGCAAGUCAUUGAGUCAUUGAGCAUACGUUUAUACAAAGUGCUGGAAAAUCAAUCAAACUUUGAUGAUGAAGAUGAAUUUAGUGAAUUAGCUGUUAGUUUAUCAACAAUUUUGGAAGACAUCACCGUUAAUCCAAAGUUUAACUUUAAUGAUGAAGUAAUUGAACAAAUCUUACAAGCUAGAUUUGCUGAUACAUUGAGAUUGUUGGCAAAGCUUGAAUUUCAAAAUAAAUUAAUGGCUCGUAGAAGAAUAUUUGCAUCAAUAGGGAAUAUAUCUGCUAAUCUUUCCACCUCAAACAAAUCUUUGAGAGAAGUUUCAAUCCAAAUAAUCAAAGAUCAGAACGAACAAAAUGGUUAUAUCGUAUCUGCUGCAUCAACAAUAUUAGGGAAUUCAAUAUCAUCUGCUGCUGAUAGAAAUGAAGUAUUGGAUCAAGAACCUCAAUUGGUUGAUUUCCUAUUACUUAAAUAUAAUUGUUUGAUAGAUCCAAUUCAAUUUCAAGGUAUUCUUCACCUUCUCAAAACUUUGAUGAGUAUAGAUACUGUGGGCUCAUUAUUUGCUGAAAAGAACUUUAAGAUUUUCGUAUUAUUAAUUGAAGCUACUGUGAGAAAUAGUAAAUAUUACACAAACUUCACUUCUUUACUAGUUGCAUUUUUGAAGAAAACAUUUGUUUUGAUGAAUAAAUCAAAUGUAACAAAGAUUAUUGAAAGUGAUAUUCCACAAAAUAUCAUAGCUGCAGAUUCAAAUGUUGAAUUGAAUACGAUUUUGCUUUUAUUAUUAAACAAAGUUGUCAUUUAUUUACCAAAUGCUGAUAUAAAGCCAAUCACAACAAAAGUAUUAACUUUCAAGGAUAACAUACCUGCAUCUUACUUAUUUGAAGUUACAAAAACUAUUGGUGUGUUAUUACAACAUAAACCAGAUUUCACUUUGGAGAAUCAUACAUCAAGUUUAUUAACCUUACUCACAACUGUGAACUCUAUUGAUUCAAAAUCAACAGAUAAUUCAGCUAAAUCCGUGCUAAACAAUGGGAGAUAUAUUGCAGGUUCUCUAUUAACAAUUCAUAAAACUAAACCGAUUGAUGCAGAUCUUUUCGCUAUAGCCGAUAAAGUUUUAAGAAAAUAG